GACGUGAGCCCUUAAGCCCCGAUACCAUAGCUGCGGUAUAAAAGCCCGUGGACACCCAUUAUCAGACCAGUACGGAAUAGAAAGCAGACACGCUAACAUUGUAAGGAACUACAGACAGCCCCAACUACCAAAAUGAGGGAAAUCGUACAUAUGCAGGCUGGCCAGUGCGGCAACCAGAUCGGAGCUAAGUUCUGGGAAGUCAUUUCUGAUGAACACGGAAUUGACCCCACCGGCACAUACCACGGAGAUUCCGACCUUCAGUUGGAGAGGAUCAACGUGUACUACAAUGAGGCCACAGGAGGCAAAUAUGUUCCCCGAGCUGUCUUGGUGGAUUUGGAGCCCGGAACCAUGGACUCUGUCAGAUCUGGUCCUUUCGGACAAAUCUUCAGACCAGACAACUUUGUGUUCGGACAGAGUGGUGCUGGAAACAACUGGGCUAAGGGACAUUACACAGAAGGCGCUGAGCUCGUAGACUCUGUUCUUGAUGUUGUCCGCAAGGAAUCAGAAAGCUGUGACUGUCUUCAGGGAUUCCAGCUUACACAUUCUCUUGGUGGUGGUACCGGAUCCGGAAUGGGAACUCUCCUCAUCUCCAAAAUCCGUGAAGAAUACCCCGACAGGAUCAUGAACACAUUCUCCGUUGUACCAUCACCAAAGGUAUCUGACACCGUGGUCGAACCAUACAACGCCACCCUCUCCGUCCACCAGCUUGUUGAGAACACAGAUGAGACCUACUGUAUCGACAACGAGGCUCUCUACGACAUCUGCUUCCGUACCCUUAAACUGACCACACCCACAUACGGUGACUUGAACCAUCUCGUCUCCGCCACCAUGUCCGGAGUCACCACCUGUCUUCGAUUCCCCGGUCAACUGAACGCCGAUCUCCGUAAAUUGGCUGUCAACAUGGUUCCCUUCCCCCGUCUCCAUUUCUUCAUGCCUGGUUUCGCUCCUCUUACAUCUCGUGGUAGCCAGCAGUACAGGGCUCUUACCGUCCCAGAGCUGACCCAACAGAUGUUCGACGCCAAGAACAUGAUGGCUGCCUGUGAUCCUCGUCACGGACGUUAUCUGACCGUCGCCACUAUGUUCCGUGGACGUAUGUCCAUGAAGGAGGUCGAUGAGCAGCUCCUCAACGUUCAGAACAAGAACAGCAGCUACUUCGUUGAAUGGAUCCCCAACAACGUCAAGACCGCCGUCUGUGAUAUCCCACCACGUGGUCUUAAGAUGUCUGCUACCUUCGUUGGUAACAGCACCGCCAUCCAGGAGCUCUUCAAGCGUAUCUCCGAGCAGUUCACUGCUAUGUUCCGUCGUAAGGCUUUCUUGCAUUGGUACACUGGUGAGGGUAUGGACGAGAUGGAGUUCACAGAAGCCGAAUCCAACAUGAACGACUUGGUUUCUGAGUACCAACAGUACCAGGAUGCCACAGCCGAGGAGGAGGGAGAGUUCGAGGAGGAAGAAGGAGAGGAAGAGGCUUAAAUCCUCUAAAUCCCGAAAUCUUUUAGAACUUUUGACUUCUAGUCACAGGAAAUCAAGUCCAUCUGAUUUCAAAGCUUGAUUUUAACAUCUAGAAGAAACUCGCCAGACUUUUAUUAUCUUGUACAAAUAUCUCUUGGUGUAAGGAAUGAUUUUGAAAUGAUGGUGAUUUGAUUAUCAAGCCAUGAAUAAAAAAUGUGCAAACAUA
Molecule: messenger RNA, 1675 nt
Organism: Pecten maximus
Lineage: Eukaryota; Metazoa; Mollusca; Bivalvia; Pectinida; Pectinidae
Product: tubulin beta chain-like
Exons: 4
Coding region: 133-1470 (445 amino acids)
Biological process (GO): mitotic cell cycle; microtubule cytoskeleton organization
Cellular component (GO): cytoplasm; microtubule
Molecular function (GO): GTPase activity; structural constituent of cytoskeleton; GTP binding
Source: RefSeq, a predicted model, not a curated record